Messenger RNA from Microdochium trichocladiopsis, 900 nucleotides. RefSeq names its product DNA-directed RNA polymerase III, subunit Rpc31. NCBI's taxonomy places the organism in Eukaryota, Fungi, Ascomycota, Sordariomycetes, Xylariales, Microdochiaceae. The transcript has 2 exons. Gene Ontology annotation, biological process: transcription by RNA polymerase III. Gene Ontology annotation, cellular component: RNA polymerase III complex. Bases 1 to 900 code for a protein of 299 amino acids. The record is from RefSeq and is a predicted model, not a curated record.
AUGGCUGCCCGCGGCGGCAGAGGAAGAGGUGGUGCCCGUGGGGGUCGCGGCGGCGCCCGUGGCGGCCGCGCACCUCCAGGCAUCCCCGGCUGGGACCCAGAGACAAACAUGCUUGUCAACGACCAGCCGCUCGACACCUAUCCUAAAACAUACCAGCCACCCGUGGCUCCUCCACUGUCCGAUCUCGACGCCCGCUCCGUCGCCUCUCUCGUCUCCUUCCGCCGCGCUUUCCACGACCUGCCUCUCUACACCCACCGGCACAUGGCUGCCGAGGUCAUCUCUUCAGCGUCCGUGACCGACCCGCCCCCGAGACUAUACGACCAGACCCAAGUCAAUGCGCGCUUCGGCGUCAAGAGCAAGGCCACCCUCGACCCGUUCCUCGCCGUGCCAAUGUACAGCCACCAGUUCGUAGACGAGUCCCGCACCCUGCCAGAUCUCAAAUCCCGCGAGUUCGCCAAGCAUCUCUUUCCCGACGAGCUGUGGAACACUCUCGAUGGCAAAGACCGCCCCACAGCGAACAGCGCCAAAGUCGCCAAGCUCAACGGGCGCGCACCCGUCGGCAGGCGCAGGCUUGAGCCCGAUGACCCGUUCUCGGCAUGGGACGACGACCCUCUGUCGGGGGCCAAUCGUGGGGCGAGCAAGAGGCAUGAGAAUGAAACAGAGGAACAGCGGCAGAAGAGGAUCCGUGAGGCCGCUGAAGGAGGCGGUGCUGGAGGGGAUAACGAGGAAGGCGAUGGUGAUGUGGACCUCGAUGAUGACGAGGAGGAGAUGUCUCAGGAAGACGACGAUUUUGAGGACGACGAGGAUGGUGGCGACUACGAUGCAGAGCAGUACUUCGACGACGGGGUCGAUGGAGAUAUGGAGGACGAAGGAGUCGGCGAAAGCGCGCUCGACUUCUAG